Molecule: messenger RNA, 1237 nt
Organism: Pelagomonas calceolata
Lineage: Eukaryota; Pelagophyceae; Pelagomonadales; Pelagomonadaceae
Source: the annotation of a GenBank genome assembly
GGGAGCAUGCUUGCAAGUUAAUGCAACCGCUGUGUUUUCGUCGUUGUCAAUAGCCAUUCGCUGGUUCGUUGACAAUUUCAUCCCACAGCACGCGGGCGAGAGCUCUGAUUAAUUGAGCACGGGAAGCGAGAGCUGAAACGCCUCCGUCUUGCAGAGCCAAAGCAUCAAAGCCUUGCGCCGCACAAUCAUUGAACAACUAUCACCCAAAGAAUGCUGCUCUGCCUCCUCGCCACCGCGCAAGCCGCGACGCCCACGAGGACAACACCAGCAGCAGCCAAACCGCAGCUCCUCCCGGCCGAAGCCUGGGACCGCAUCCGCACGGGCCGCGUCCACGUCGAGCGCGACUUCAUCGACGCGACUCUCGCGCAGCGCCUGCGCGCCGACGCGACGCUGCUCCAGGAGCGCGGCUUGUUCCGGCCUGACGGCCUGUCGCGGCUCGGCGAGGCAAAGGAGCGCCAGGGCUUCAACCGCGGCGACCGCCAGACCUACGCCGGCGGCUGGGAGGCGAGCGAGGGCGACUCGGCCGCGCGCCGCCUCCUCGCUGGGAAGCUCGCGGCGCUGCGCCGGGAGGCGGCCCUGGCGCUGCGGCGACCCUCCAUGGGCCGUGCCGGCGCCGUCGCGGACGAGCGGUCAUACAAUUGGUACGAACCUGGGGCCUCCCUAAGACGCCACGGCGACGAGUUCCACGAGGAGACCAAGGGCCCGAAAGGCUGGCUCCUGCCCACGCGCCGAUCUCUCACGUGGCUGCUUUAUCUAAAUAAGGAGUGGCGCGCGGAAGAGGGGGGCGCGUUGCGCGCCUACGAGCGCGCGCGGCCCUGCGACCACGCCGUCGGCGCGACGGACGACGGCGACGUGCAGGUGGGAUGGGUCGGCGAGGACCGCGAGGUGCCCGUGUUUUUUGGGGAAGACGAGCACGGCGAGCGCGUUCUUUAUGACGCUUUGGGGCACGUGCGCGGCGGCUGCGCGGCCGGCGUGGCGGCGCCGCCAUUGGCCACGAUCGCGGACGCGGGCGUCCGGCUCAUCCGUGGAAGCCUCGACCGCAACGAGGCGCCGCCGGCGGGCGAAGCAAUCCAGGACAUACGACCGGUCGCCGGGACCCUACUUCUCUUCGACAGCAUCGCCGUGCCGCACGAGGUCCUCGCCGUGACGGCGGAGCGGCCGCGCGUCGCGUGCACGGGCUGGUUCCACGAGCUGCUCCCCGCGCCAUAGAUGUAACGACUGUUUUGUGCGAUUUAAA